Messenger RNA from Capra hircus (goat), 2342 nucleotides. Its product is annotated as BOLA class I histocompatibility antigen, alpha chain BL3-7-like. Bases 42 to 1118 code for a protein of 358 amino acids. Lineage: Eukaryota; Metazoa; Chordata; Mammalia; Artiodactyla; Bovidae. The transcript is spliced from 8 exons. Gene Ontology annotation, biological process: immune response; antigen processing and presentation of endogenous peptide antigen via MHC class I via ER pathway, TAP-independent; positive regulation of T cell mediated cytotoxicity. Gene Ontology annotation, cellular component: external side of plasma membrane. The record is from RefSeq and is a predicted model, not a curated record. Gene Ontology annotation, molecular function: peptide antigen binding; signaling receptor binding.
CCCGCCCGGACUCCGCUUCCCAGACCCAGAGGACGGGAGUCAUGGGGUGGCGAAUCCUCCUCCUGCUCAUCUCGGGGGUCCUGGUCCUGACCGAGACUCGGGCGGGCCCCCACUCCCUGAGGUAUUUCGGCACCGCCGUGUCCCGGCCCGGCCUCGGGGAGCCCCGCUUCAUCUCUGUCGGUUACGUGGACGACACGCAGUUCGUGCGGUUCGACAGCGACUCCCCGGAUCCGAGGAUGGAGCCGCGGGCGCGGUGGGUGGAGCAGGAGGGGCCGGAGUAUUGGGAUCGGAACACGCGGAGAGUCAAGGACGCCGCACAGACUUUCCGAGCGAACCUGAACACCCUGCGCGGCUACUACAACCAGAGCGAGGCCGGGUCUCACACCGUCCAGGUGAUGUACGGCUGUGAUGUGGGGCCUGACGGGCGUCUCCUCCGCGGGUAUGAGCAGCACGGCUACGACGGCAGAGAUUACCUCGCCCUGAACGAGGACCUGCGCUCCUGGACCGCGGCGGACGCGGCGGCUCAGAUCUCCAAGCGCAAGUUAGAGAAGGAAGGUGUUGCGGCGCGUGUGAGGAUCUACCUGGAGGGCCGGUGCGUGGAGUCGCUCCGCAGAUACCUGGAGACCGGGAAGGACAUGCUGCUGCGCGCAGACCCUCCAAAGGCACAUGUGACCCGACACCCCAUCUCUGACCGUGACGUCACCCUGAGGUGCUGGGCCUUGGGCUUCUACCCUGAGGAGAUCUCACUGACCUGGAAGCACAAUGGGGAGGACCAGACCCAGGACAUGGAGCUAGUGGAGACCAGGCCUUCAGGGGACGGGACCUUCCAGAAGUGGGCGGCCCUGGUGGUACCUUCUGGAGAGGAACAGAGAUACACAUGCCGUGUGCAGCAUGAGGGGCUUCAGGAGCCCCUCACCCUGAGAUGGGAAUCUCCUCAGCCCUCCGUCCUCACCAUGGGCAUCAUUGUUGGCCUGGUCCUCCUUAUGGUGGCUGUGGCGGCUGGAGCUGUGAUCUGGAGGAAGGAGCACUCAGGUGAAAAAGGACAGAUCUACACCCAGGCUGCAAGCAGUGACAGUGCCCAGGGCUCUGAUGUGUCUCUCACGAUUCCUAAAGUGUGAGAUGCUGCCUUGUGGGGACUGGGUGAUGCUGCAUCCCGCUAUGUGACAUCAGAUCCCCAGACCCCUCUUUCUGCAGCUGCAUCUGAAUGUGUCUGUGCCUAGUAGCAUAACAUGAGAAGCUGGGGAGACUGAUUACCCCUGCCCACUGCGCCCACUCCCGCCCUUACCUGUGUUCUCCUCCCUGAUAUACUGUCCUGUUCCAGCAGAGAUGGGGCUGGGCCGUCUCAAUCCCUGUCUUUGCUUCAUAUGCACUGAGUAAUGAUGUCUUAUUUCCUCUUUGAAAAUAAAAUCUGUAUAUAUGAAUCUGUUUUUCUAAUUGGUGCCAUGAAGGGGGAUUGGAUAAUAAAGGUGAGGAUUCCUAAAGUUUGAAAGAGGAAAUAAACUGAAACAUUGAGAACCUUCCAGAUCCAUCCACAGGUUUGCUGUGCUGAGUCAGCUGCAGGAAGGAAAGGCGGAGGCUGUGAGGAGCUGAGUGUGGACAGGGCCUGUGCCCAGUCAGUGAUCCGUGCCUGGUGGGCAUGCAUGCAGUGUCCAUGCACUGCCCAUGGUCACUCCUUGGCUGGGUCCUCGUCUCCAUUCCUUUGUCCUUGUCCCUUCAGUAAAUCCUUGUCCCACCAAGGACCUGUGAUGAUGGACUCCGAAGUCACCUGAGCCAUGUUGUAUCUCCAGCACCAUGGACAGGGUGCUUUACUUAAACGAUAAUCCUAGGAUCAGGGCUUGGACCUAUCCUUAGCUCCUGUCAUUUUUGAAUGUGUUUAUAUUUUGCUUAUUUACUUAUUGCUAUUCUUGUUGUUGGUGUAAUGACUGUUCUUUUCAUGUGUAGAGUCCUGGUCUCAUUCUUCUCCGGGUGACCACAUCUCUGACAGCAGCAGGGGUCACUUUGCCUGUCAUUGUCCCCACAAGUGCAAGGGGACCAUGCACACAGGAUUCUCAGUGGUUCCAAGAGAGAAAUUUCAGAGCCAUCCAGCUCUUGCCCUCCUAGAGAUUUUGCUGGUUUCUUCUUUCCAACGUUUCUCCAUCUUUUUAAAGGAACCACAUGCUGGAACUUGCAAAGAGGAGAGACCCAAUAGUUUCAUAUCUUGACUUAAUUCUUAUUGGACUUUUCUCUUCUCUGCAGUCUGCCCCUUCUUCUGCCCUUACAUCUUCUAAGGCUACUGUUGGCUCCCAUCUCAACACAUGGAUUUAGAAAGCAGAGUCUAAUAAAAUCACAGCAGGUUGAAUAUA